Anoplophora glabripennis (Asian longhorned beetle) is the source of this 1735-nucleotide messenger RNA. RefSeq names its product homeobox protein araucan. Gene Ontology annotation, molecular function: RNA polymerase II cis-regulatory region sequence-specific DNA binding; DNA-binding transcription factor activity, RNA polymerase II-specific. Bases 197 to 1642 code for a protein of 481 amino acids. The transcript is spliced from 7 exons. Gene Ontology annotation, cellular component: nucleus. The record is from RefSeq and is a predicted model, not a curated record. Gene Ontology annotation, biological process: regulation of transcription by RNA polymerase II; neuron differentiation; cell development. Lineage: Eukaryota; Metazoa; Arthropoda; Insecta; Coleoptera; Cerambycidae.
CAGUCGCUAUCAGAUCGCCUCGGUGCACAACUCGCUUAGUGUUUAUUGUUUAUGUUGAUGUUGCGACGAGGAUUGUUUUCAUCUCUCCCGAAGACAUGAAGUUCGUGUUGUGCUUAUGAAUGGAUUAAACUUGUGCUGUGAGUGACUUGUGUUCAUUAUCGUUUCUGUUUUCGGACUGUUUGGACAUAACCGCACCAUGGCUGCCUAUGCUCAAUUCGGCUACUCUUAUCCGACGGCCUCUCAGCUUCUAGUGUCCGGCCAGCCAACCACGAACUCCGGUUCGUCGCCGGUGUCGGGCGGAGGCUCGCUGAGCCCCGGAGGCUCCGCUGGAGGCCCUGGCGCCCUGUCUCCGGGGGGCACCUCGAGCACCGGCCCAACGCAGUGCUGCGAGUCGGGCCGGCCCCUCGUCACCGACCCCGUAACGGGUCAGAGUGUCUGUUCCUGCCAGUACGACUCCGCCAGGUUGGCAGCCCUGCAAUACCGGAAUGCCAGCGUUGGCGUGUACGGAACCCCCUACCCCUCGACCGACCAAAAUCCAUACCCCAGCAUAGGCGUCGAAAGUUCGGCCUUUUAUUCGCCCUUGAGCAAUCCCUACGCGCUGAAAGAUGCCAGCGGAGCGGCCGACAUGUCGGCGUGGACAAGCGCCGGCCUCCAACCCACCACUGGCUACUACCCCUACGACCCGGCGCUGGCGGCCUACGGAUACGGUGCCGGGUACGAUCUGGCGGCGAGACGUAAAAACGCGACCAGAGAAUCGACGGCGACCUUAAAGGCAUGGCUGAACGAACAUAAAAAGAAUCCCUACCCCACCAAAGGCGAAAAAAUCAUGCUGGCCAUCAUUACGAAGAUGACUUUGACGCAAGUAUCGACGUGGUUCGCCAACGCCAGGAGGAGGCUGAAAAAGGAGAACAAGAUGACGUGGGAACCGAAGAACAAAACGGACGAUGACGACGAUGCCCUUGUGUCUGAUAGCGACGACAAAGACAAGGACGAUGACGAGAAACGCGAUGAUACAGACAUCCACGGUCGGAUAAAGUCGGAACAGAACGGGAAAGACCUGGACGACGACGACAUGACGGACGACGAUAGAAAAGACGACAUCCUCGGUGGAAACAUGCACCACAUCUUGGGCAACGGGUUCGGCCUGAAGCCGGAGAUGAAGACGUCCGACUGCGGCGUGCCCUUGCCGCCGUCCAAGCCCAAGAUAUGGUCCUUGGCGGACACCGCGGCUUGCAAGACCCCACCACCACCGCCCUCCCAACAGCAACAGUGGCUGGGCAGCAACGGGUUCGCGCUGCCCAGCUCGAGAUACGGCGGGAGCGGUUUCCUUCCUAGUCAUUGCCAGCAGGGUUUUCCCGAGGUCCAGACGGACACACCGCCCCAGACGCCGCCCAGUAUGAAGCUGCCCAGUGUCGCUGGUAACUUGCUUCCCGGACAGGGGCCCUGCAUAGGGAGCUCGUCCGCGAACAGCGGUUACUCGCAGUCCGGCUUCUUGGGCGGCUUCGGCAGGCUUCAGUCGCCGCAGAGACCGCCCCCGCCACAGUCCGGCCAGAUGCCAGCACCAUCGACAGACAACGCUGCCUUCAAACCCUUCUACAAAAGCUCCCAAGGCAUGAACGGAGGGUUCGUGUCGCCGGUUUGAGCCGCUCCCUGUUGGGCCUCGUCGACUCAUCUGCUAGAUAUGCACAACUGGAUGGUCGAUGGAGGGAGCAAUAAUUAAUGGGCAAAGUGCAAA